Messenger RNA from Mytilus californianus (California mussel), 1329 nucleotides. RefSeq lists its product as uncharacterized. The transcript has 8 exons. Bases 1 to 1329 code for a protein of 442 amino acids. Lineage: Eukaryota; Metazoa; Mollusca; Bivalvia; Mytilida; Mytilidae. The record is from RefSeq and is a predicted model, not a curated record.
AUGCCGACAUCCUGCAUUGAAACAGACCAUUGUGGUACCAUCACACCAAUAUGGUUUCAAGGAAUUCUUCCAUCGGCACAGCAGGGAGCUGUAGAAGGAAAAGGAUGCAUCAACCGCGGGAAGGAGGACUAUUUGCUUUUUGCAUAUGGGGGAACCAAAUGUUGCCAUGAAGACUUGCAGAUAUGUGCUAAAAACUGUAACGGAUAUUAUGUAUACAGAUUGACCAGAAGUCCCGGAUGCUCAAUAUCGUAUUGUGCAGACUAUUCGACAGCAGGUUGUAGUUACACAUUUAUAUACAACCCGAUAAAUCAUAAAUGUGAGGCAAAGAUAAAAAUAGUUGCUACACGUGAUUUCGUAAAGGAUGGAGACAAAACGCAUACGCUGUCAUUUAAACCAAUAGAAACUGCUCAAAACAAGCAUCUUAGUUUACAAAAUAUUAUGUGGAUGAAACAUCAGAUUAGCCCCAUUCAGAUUCACAUACAGUCGAACAAAGCAUGCUAUGCCCAUCAAAAGGCUGCGUGUAUAUGUGGAAUUGUAGCCCAAGAAGGAAACGAUAUUGUAGAAAUAAAUGGUUGUACACAAAGAAAAAACGUUUAUUAUGUGUCAAACAAACCAUACUGCAUUUUCAACAUUGAUGAAAAAGGUUUCAAUACAGAGCACAAACCAAGUGUUGUAGUAGGAGAUAAAAAGUCAACUACACAAUCAAUUAACUUCCCUUCGGGGGCACGAUUAACUGUGACAACAAAUGAUCAAAAUCAGAUGUUGUCCCCAGUAAAUUUAGAGAUACCAUCAGACCACAAAGGAUGCGCAGAAGGUCAGUGUGGGUCAUUUGACGGAAGGUACAUUGACCGAAAUGUACAUUAUUUAAGGAAAAGAUCACUGCCGACCUGGCCAACAGCAACAGGAAAAACUCUGUCAUAUGCGGUUGAAUUAUGCAAAAUCGCUUUUCAAAAAGCCUCUUUAUAUCCAUAUUGCAAGGUAAAUGUUGAUGGUUACACUGGAAUGAUAGAAGGUUGCACAGAAGAUAUCAAACCCAAUACAUGUGAAAUAGAUGGACAAUGUAGACAAAAAGGAGAGCAGAAUUCGGAACAACACAUAUGUGAACCAUCUGUUAACCAGCUUAAGUGGACAACAGACCAACGAGUAACUGAAAUAGAUCAUUUCACAGCAAGCCUAACCGGAUGUUUGUGUGUUGAUGAUCCUGGAUCUUUUUCUUGUGCUUGCUGUCAGAAUGCAGGUUGUCCAUGUGCAUCUCUAUCACCUCACCAGUGUGUUGAUUGCAAACACCAGGAUGAAUGUGGAAAAUAUCCAGAAAUUUUCAACAUUUAG